This is a messenger RNA of Entrophospora candida, 794 nucleotides long. The record is from the annotation of a GenBank genome assembly. NCBI's taxonomy places the organism in Eukaryota, Fungi, Glomeromycota, Glomeromycetes, Entrophosporales, Entrophosporaceae.
AUGAAGUCAAUUUUUUUAGCCAAUAAAACCAAAAGAAAAGCUACUAUCAAUUCUACUAUUAAUUGGAUAAAUCAGUUUGAAAAAUUUAGAUCAGACUGUGGUUAUAUAGGAAAAAUUGAUGAUAUAACUGAUUUCAAGGAUUUUGAAGAACAAUUGAUAAAUUAUGUUACUAAAAUGAAAAAAAAUGAUGGAACUGAUUAUACUUCUACUUCAGUUAAUGCUUAUUAUGGCAAAUUGUUGAUGGCAAACUUCAAUCCCUUGAUGAACUUGAACUUGGUGAAAAAAAAAGGUGCUGAUUCAUUAACUGACAAAGAGAUUAAUGUAAUAUUGUCACAUUCAUGUACAUCACCACCAAAUGGAUAUGGCUUAAUCAACAGAGUUUUUUUUCGAAACUGCAUUUUACUAGGUUUAAGAAUAAGAUUAGCUGGUGGAGCUGCUGAACAAUUGAUAACUCCAUAUGUAGAAGAAAUUAUUAGAGAUUAUGAAUUAUACUUACAAAAAAUUCCAUUAAAUGCUGAAACAGCUUUUUAUCUACAUCCAUUGAAUUGGUACCAACCAAAUCAUAUUGGACAAACUAAAUUGAAGAAUUGGCUUCAUGAGAUAACAAUUGAAACAGGUGCAACAGAUAUUGAAACAAUGUCAAUAUCAAUACACAGAUCCAUCAAAGGACUUGCCGGUUAUGAGCGACCUAAAGAUGAUUUGCAACUACUAGGAAUGACCGAUUUAAUCAACUACAAUAAAAUUACAAAUAAUAAUGGAAAUACAGAAUAUCUUGAUCAUGGUAGUCAAGAGAG